AUGGCGCAACCCGCCCGCCACGCCGCAAUGCUAUCCAUUAGCAACAGCGGUCCCAACCUCCCCGUGGCAGCAGCAGCAGACAGACAACAACCAGCACAACACAUCCACACGCAAUCCCAAUCAAGCCAGGGUCUGCGCGUCCCGUCAAACCGCAAAACCAUCUACGAUAGACACCUGAACCGCAGCCGCAAUGCGGAGCUCAGCCGGGCUAGCUUCGCCUUUCUGUUCGCCGAGAUGGUGACUUACGCCCAGAGACGAGUAACGGGAAUUCAGGAUUUAGAACGCCGAUUGAACGAACAAGGCUACCCCCUAGGUCUCCGACUCCUCGACCUCCUCUUCUACCGCACCAUGUCCAGUUCCACAUCCUCCGCUCUAUCCAGCUCUUCCUCGACUUCUUCCUCCCCUCCCAAUCGUCCCCUCCGCAUCCUCCCCCUCCUUCAUCUCAUCCACGGCCCUCUCUGGCGCCUCCUGUUUAAUCGUCCCGCCGAUGCCCUCGAGCACUCUGUCUCCCCCGAGACGCCUAAUGAAUAUAUGAUCACCGAUAAUGAUCCCCUCGUUAAUACGUAUAUCAGCGUGCCGAAGGAAAUGAGCAUGCUUAAUUGCGCGGCCUUCGUGGCGGGGAUUAUUGAGGGCGUUUGCGAUGGGUGUGGAUUCGAGGCGAAGGUCACCGCUCAUAAUCAGCCUACGGAGAUGUGGCCCGGCAGGACGAUAUUCUUGUUGCGUUUCGGGGAGAGUGUUAUGGAGCGGGAGAAGGUUUUGGAGAGGGCCGGCGUUAAAUAA
This is a messenger RNA of Aspergillus luchuensis, 780 nucleotides long. It is a transcript of the gene TRS31, whose product is annotated as trafficking protein particle complex subunit 5. NCBI's taxonomy places the organism in Eukaryota, Fungi, Ascomycota, Eurotiomycetes, Eurotiales, Aspergillaceae. Gene Ontology annotation, cellular component: TRAPPI protein complex; TRAPPII protein complex; TRAPPIII protein complex. The record is from RefSeq and is a predicted model, not a curated record. The transcript is spliced from 2 exons. Gene Ontology annotation, biological process: endoplasmic reticulum to Golgi vesicle-mediated transport. The coding region runs from base 1 to 780 and encodes 259 amino acids.